Messenger RNA from Branchiostoma floridae (Florida lancelet), 1368 nucleotides. RefSeq names its product gem-associated protein 6-like. Gene Ontology annotation, cellular component: nucleus; SMN complex. The transcript has 2 exons. Bases 17 to 568 code for a protein of 183 amino acids. Gene Ontology annotation, biological process: spliceosomal snRNP assembly; spliceosomal complex assembly. The record is from RefSeq and is a predicted model, not a curated record. Lineage: Eukaryota; Metazoa; Chordata; Leptocardii; Amphioxiformes; Branchiostomatidae.
UUCAUCAUCGUACAAGAUGGCUGCGCCCAUGAGUUCAGAGACGGAUAGACAACAGUUGGGAUUUUCUGCAAAUUCUGAGCAACGGUCGCCGGGAUUUUGGCGUUCACAUGUUUAUAAAGAGGUGGAGAUAACGACAGUGGACGGGCGGAAACACCGAGGCUGGGUUUACACUGUAGAUCCUGUUUCUGAGAGUGUGGUCCUUGUCCAGUUUGAAGAGGACAGAAAGAAGACUGUUGAAAUGGUAAUGGGACAUGCUAUGAAGGGGAUAACCGUUGUCAAUGAGGACAUUGACAGUCACAAAGAGGAGCUGGAUCACAUGUUCAUCACUGCUGAUGACACAAGCUUUUCCAAACAGGACCUAGAAACCAGGCGUGAUGAACUGAAGCAGUGGCUGGAGAAAAACCGUCUUCCUGUCAAGGUUUCUGGCAAAGAGGGAGAACUUCUGAGUAUUUCUGAUGCCUUGGUGAUAGAGCCACCUUAUAGUGCUGAAAGCUGCAGGAGCACAAAUGAGAUUAUCCUGGGUAGAAUACAGGCCCUUAUCCGGUCAAAACCAACAUCAGGACAGUAACACAGCUUAUUCUUGAUUGGAUUUAUUUGAUACUUUGCUACAUCUAAACAUCCAGGUACUGAGCUUCAUUGAAGUGCAUUGACAACUGGAUGAUGUACAUUGUGAUAAUGUAUGGUUAGGUCAUUUAUCAUUACCGUUACAAUAUAGGACAUAUGUAGUUUGUACCAUUAAAUUUCUUUUUGUACAUGUAUAAUAAUCUGACUAGGAACAUUAUAAGGCACAUUAAGUUAAGCAGCAUUUCUGGAAGUUGACACAAAUUGCACAUAUUGACAACAUGAUACACUUGUUCUUGCUUCCUUACUUAAGAUUCCACAGCAAUAUUGUUCAUAUCACUCCUGACAGUUUAUAGCAAGCUCCCUUACAGCCUUGCAACAAUAUACUGUUGUUAGGAUCAUUCCUCUUCUUUUUCUUAUUUGCUGUAUGUGAAUAAUGAGUAUUCCAUGUUAUUACUUAACAAGCAAAGGGUCACAACAUAACUUUUCCAAUCAUGACAUUUCAUAAAGUGACUUUAUUGUGACAUUUGGAAGACACAAAGUUGUUAAUUGUAAUAGAGAUAGGCCAAUACAUUUAUACAGUAUAUAUGGUGGAAGCUUUGUAGUUUUACAGGAAAGCAUGUUGCUAGAAAAAAUGUAACUCUCCCAAAAUCAGAUUCCUUUCAGAUAUACACUUGGAAUGCACUAGCUUUUUCUUGACACUGUCAUGUUACAAAUUACAGCAUGGCUACAUAUGCUUAAAGGGGUACUCAAAGUUUUUUGGUUCUGCAUGCACAGAUAAUAUUUUCUUAAUAAAACAAAGUGGUA